GCUCGCUCUCAGCGUGACACUGAACAGAUCUCUAGGGAUGGACCUCUUGAAAUUGGCUUCCCAGUUCCUGUGAAGGAGGUAACACCGCUUCAUGCAUUGCCAGCAUCUACAACAGGAAAAAAAGAGCCACAAGGCAUCUCCUGGGAGACUCCAGUGGAGGGCACAAUGAAGGGGGAGUCUCUGAUAGAGUCAGACUUGGGAGAACAACCCCAGGAGCAGCAAAAGCACCAAGUGCAGCUAAAACUAACCAUUGAAGAUUUUGUCCUGCACAAGAUGCUGGGGAAGGGCAGUUUUGGCAAGGUGUUCCUUGCUGAGCUGAAAAGCACAGACCAGUAUUUUGCCGUGAAAGCCCUGAAGAAGGAUGUGGUGCUGAUGGAUGAUGACGUUGAAUGUACGAUGGUGGAGAAAAGAGUCCUCUCCUUAGCUUGGGAGCACCCAUUCCUGACUCACGUCUUCUGUACGUUCCAGACCAAGGAAAACCUCUUUUUUGUGAUGGAAUACCUCAAUGGAGGAGACCUCAUGUUCCAUAUCCAGAGUUGUCAUAAGUUCGACCUUCCCAGAGCAACGUUUUAUGCUGCUGAAAUCAUAUGUGGGCUCCAGUUCCUCCAUUCCAAGGGCAUAAUAUACAGAGAUUUGAAGCUAGACAAUGUCCUCUUGGACAAUGAGGGGCACAUCAAAAUUGCUGACUUUGGGAUGUGCAAGGAGAACAUGUUUGGAGAUGCGAAGACAAGUACUUUCUGUGGUACUCCUGACUAUAUUGCUCCUGAGGUAAGUGUGGGGUCCAGGGAUGUCAAUCCUUUGCCCUUCCCCUUAUUUCUUUCCAUUUUUUCACAGACAGAAAUUUGUUUUGUUUUGUUUUGUUUUUUCCCUAGUAAAUGUAGAUAUCUUGGACUAGAUCACUCCAGAAAAAAGUCCCUCAACCUGGUGACACAAUGA
Molecule: messenger RNA, 936 nt
Organism: Cariama cristata (Red-legged seriema)
Lineage: Eukaryota; Metazoa; Chordata; Aves; Cariamiformes; Cariamidae
Product: protein kinase C theta type-like
Exons: 7
Biological process (GO): intracellular signal transduction; peptidyl-serine phosphorylation
Molecular function (GO): ATP binding; protein serine/threonine kinase activity
Source: RefSeq, a predicted model, not a curated record